Molecule: messenger RNA, 656 nt
Organism: Magallana angulata
Lineage: Eukaryota; Metazoa; Mollusca; Bivalvia; Ostreida; Ostreidae
Product: multimerin-1-like
Exons: 3
Coding region: 59-601 (180 amino acids)
Molecular function (GO): protein binding
Source: RefSeq, a predicted model, not a curated record
CCUUGAUUCUGUAUGCCAAAUCUUAAUUGAUUGAAUUCACAGGCGAAAGAGUUUAACAAUGAAGCCUACAACUCUAACGUGCGUGUCGACGUGUGUGUUGCUUAUCCUGGCACCGACUGGUCCUGUCCAAGGAAAGAGUCUGUUUGCCAUCAUGUCUAAACAGGCGGAGACGCUGCAACACGGUCUUGACUUGGCCUCCAAGGUUGGGGACAUAGGUUCCCAUAAAAAUUCAAUAGCAUUUAUGGCCGUUCUGUCGAGCACCAAAUCCUACAGUUCUGGGUCCGUCCUACAAUUUAACAGUGUAAAGGUCAACUACGGCAGUGGUUUCAACAGCGGCAACUACCGCUUCACCGCCCCAUCCGAAGGUCUGUAUGUCUUCACUUGGAGCCUUGGCCUCCACUCUAGCUAUUAUGGGCAAACCAGACUGGUGAAAAAUGGCAGCACCUACCAUCAGGUACAUUGUCAGAAAACCUACCAACAAUGCGGUGCUACCGUCACAGUGUGGCUUAACAAAGGCGACCAAGUUUGGCUUGUGACUGCCUCUUCCAGUGUGUAUUUGUACGGCACAUACUCGUCUUUUGCUGGAUGGAAAAUCAACUGAACACUGUAUCAGCAUUGGAUUAUAGAACAAUAAAGAGAUAUGCAUGUAAAAUAUA